CUCACGGGCAAGCAAAACAUGCCUGAGGACGCGGCAGCUGCACCGAGCGAAAGAGAGCGGACCGCGGCGGCCCGCGCGGCCCUCGGCCGCCGCGCUAGCGGCCGCCGGCGCCAUGCAGACCUUGAGUCCAAUGCUCUCCAAGCUUCCGGGCCCGGCAGUGUGUGGCGCUGUGACAUGGAGCGGAACGGUUCAGUCACGUGUGCUCAAGGUUGAAUGCACUCUCACUCUUGCUCCAGCCUCCAACUGCCUCUUUCAAAAUCCAGAGUAAUUUCGUUUGAUUGAUGCUGUCAAAGAGGUCCUGCAGGCGCAUUUGAGAUAAGAAGCUGGUCUAGUUUUCUUGUAAGAGAUUUCGUAUAUCGUCUGCAAAUUGAGCGGAGAUGGGAAAAGGAAGGUGCCCUAGCACGAAGAUGUCGUUGCGGAGCGCUGUGCAUUUUUAUUUUUGAGUAUACUUUAUUGGUGCAUGCGGCGUACCAAUCUCCUCAUGCAUGAGCAGUGAGCUGGCAGGUGCAUCAGCAGGUCAUGAUAUGUGACUCCAGGUAGCUGUGCAGCUUUAAGGGGAGCAGCUUGUUGGCCGAGCUGGAGUUCCAGGACUCCUCUUCUCCCCUAACACUUUGACCCGAGUCAACAACAUGGCCACAGAACUUUCAGUAAAGAAGGACUCUGCUGCAUACUUGGAAGAGCUUCUGGAGAAGGGUGAUGACAAGAGCGUGCUGGAAGCAGUUGGAGCUAUGCACAAACUCUGUUGCGACAUCAUCUGGCACAAGAAACAACGUAAACAAUUGGCCCUAGAUGAGAUGCAAGAACUGCUGCUGAAACCAACUCCCCCCCUGAAGAAGGUGCAAAAGCUGAUGAAGAAUGAGUCCCUGGUCCGAGCUGUUGUUCAGCUGCUUCACCACCCGGUUCUACUCCGCGACGCCACACGAGAAGAGCGUGCUUGCCAGCAAGACUUCACGGCGCUUGUAUCUUUCCUGGGGCGCAUGGCCUUCUUCUCAGAUUUUGCGGAGAGUCUCGACAAGGCGGGGCUGGCACAGGAGGUUGCAAACCUUGUAGACCAUCUCCAACAGUGGACACGGCCCGUUAUAUUGAGCAGCUUGGAUUCCAACCGCUCGGCGCAGUACUCCCGCUGGAUCCGACGGCUGGAGCGCUUCUCGAGCUGCCUGGAUCUGCUCGCCGAGAUGUUCACGACGGCCGAGUUCGGCCGCGAGGCAGUGCGGCUGAAGCUGCUGCCGGCGCUCCUGAAAGCCUGGCCCCCGCAAGGUUUCGAGCAGCCCCGGACAUUCAUGGUCGUAGAGGCAAACCAGGCAAUGUGCAAGUGCGCCGCAAACAUGCUGAUUGUGCUCGAGCUCGCCCUCAAAAACAGCGCGUUUGACGAGUUCAGGAACGAGCGGCGGAACGAGCUCACGGAGUGGCUCCUCUCCGUGCUGACGUGGCAGCGGCUGCUGGGAGCUCAGCCUGAGUGCGCGGCGUUGGCGGUCUACGAGGAGGCUGUCGAGCAAGCGUGGCUGAGGGUUUACUUGAAGUACCUGGGGGCCGGCCGCGGAGUGCGCAGUAGAGUGGCGAAACGGAUGCAAAAGAUGUGCAAGGAAAUGUUGGCGAUCCCGGACGCACGGUCUUGGAGCCCGGAACUGCGAGGGACGCUGGAGACGGUUCGCAAGGUGAUCGACGAUCGGAUGAGGGAACGAGACGGCAAGGGGAGUCGAUAUGAAUUCUCGGAGCAUCUUCUUGACGACGAAAGGGCCUUUGGAUGGUCACCGAGGGGAGCUUCGCACGUGCCGCCUGACAAAGUGGCGGCGCUGCUGCGGUCCGGAAAGAAGGCGGAUGUCUUGCGCGGAGUUCAAGCAAUUCCGGCGGUUCUGCUGGGAGACCUGCAGUCGGAGGUGGGGGGCGCGGCCUUGAUGCGUCAGAGUCUGGACGGUUUGCCGUACGAAAAGGCGGGCGUCCGAGACGCGCUGAUGGACGUUUUCGAGGGCCCUCUGGGGAAUUGGCUGUUGCAAGUCAACAAGGGGGCCGAUGCAGAAGCUGCGCUUACUUCCUUGGACUCGAUCAACCGGCGCUUUUUGAACGAAGCCGCGGCCGCAGAGGCCGGGGACACGGCUCCCAGGGAGUUUCCUUCGUCCGAGUAUUGGCGGGCACGAGAUCCGGGACAGGAGGGGGGCAGGGCGUCAGAAGCGGGCAACGGAGAAGCCCGGUCUUCGGAGCAUUUGCAAGGGCGCGAGGAAGCGGAUGAGGAGCGGAAAGUCAUCGGAACGGAGCGAGAUUCUUUGCCUGAUGCAUCUGUUGCUCUCCUGUCCGAUCCGGACGCCCAAAAGGAGAGCUUGGACGGGCAGACGGAGAGGUCGGACGGGGAGAAACGGGAUUCGGACGGCGGCGAAGGGAUUCUUGGGGAGGAAAAGAAUUUGGGUAAGGGACCAGGGGGUUCGGAAAUGCAGUCUGAAGUUCCGCACAAGCAAGAAGGUACUUCGGACGGGCGAAGCGCUCAAUCGGACGGGUUGAACGGAGAGUCGGACGGCCUGUCCGGUCCGCCUGCAAUGGACCCCGUUGUGCUACGCCUCCUCCGCUGGAUCGUGCGGCGGCCCCCAUUGGAGGCACGACUUCUCAGUGCCGCGAUUCUGCCAAUAGAAAUCGAGUGCGCGCGCGUCCCGUCAGCCCGGCUGGUCGCCGCUCGCAACGCCGCGCUGAAACUCGGGAAGAGAGUUGUCGAGGGGACGUUCGAGUUUAGCGGAACGCAACGAGCGCUCGCGUUCCGGGCGUGGGGGAUGCUCGACGCGCUCUUGCGCGAGAACCACACGUGCCCGGAAGAGAUGGCGGAGGUGCAGAGGCUCGCGCGGGAACUAGGCGUGGCGGAGUGCGCGGCCGACUUUCUGGGCGCCCGGACCGACAGCCGGUCGUACGAGCUGCACCUCCUGAACGUGUUGGAGGCGUGCACCGAUGCCGGGGCCGAACCGGCCUUGCAAACGAACGGAGGCUUUAUGAAGCGCGCGGUUGCGAGCCUCAAGUACGCGCUCUCGGUGUACGCGAGAGCAAUGGCGGAGGGCUGGGAUCAGGAACCCUCUCAAGAGGACCGCGCAACCGGCGCCGGUGCGGGUCUGCUAACCGCUCCGGGGGUCCGAGAGGCCGACGAUCUGAAGCUCGAAUGGUUCGUCUCUAAGACGUACCUCGACCCCCCCGCGGUGUGGCCCCGCGUCUUCGGAGCCGUCUACCAGCUGAUAAAGCUGCUUUCGGACUUGGUUCAGGGUGAAGGCGACGCGGCCUUUGUCGAGUUUGUUCGUAGCGGGGGGGUGGAGGCAGCGGCCGGGUUCCUAAACCUCAGCCCCCCGAGAACGGUGUUUUUGAAGUCGGCAGACCCGACGGUUUGGGAAACGGACAGGGAAACGAGGGCGCGGAAGAGGCUGGCGGACGCUGCUGCCCUGGCGGACGGGCUGUGGGAACGAGCGGAAGCGAAGUACGGGCUGCGCAGGUGCGGCAGGGUGAAAAACGCCUUCCAGCGGUGUCACCAGCGCGAGAGCAAAGGCGGGACGUUCAAGCAGUGCGGCAGGAAGUGCGGCGUCUUCUACUGCAGCCGGGACUGCCAGGUAACCCACUGGAAGGAGGGUCACAAGCAGGCGUGUACGCCAAAGAACGGAAACGUUCCCGCGCCUGGGCCCACUGCUGCCUAG
Molecule: messenger RNA, 3656 nt
Organism: Klebsormidium nitens
Lineage: Eukaryota; Viridiplantae; Streptophyta; Klebsormidiophyceae; Klebsormidiales; Klebsormidiaceae
Source: the annotation of a GenBank genome assembly